AUGAGUUCCAAUAACGGUAAGGAGGUUAGCGUUGAGGAUAGUCCAGAGUCAAAGUUUUUAGUUGAGGAAAAUGUGGAUCUCACAAAGUCAUGUCUUUGGUCAAUUUUGGAACGUUAUUAUGAGACGGUAUCCAUAGAUGCAUGGCGAAAAAAUCAAGUUCCAAGUUUUAUAACUUCAAAUACUCGCCUUGCUUGUGGAUAUGCAAGGCUAAUACACAAUUUUAUAAUGGAUCAGAAUCCAACUGGAACUUUAUCAAGAAAAGUGUACAUAGUUGAGAUUGGUGGUGGCCAUGGGAGAUUCACAUUUUUUCUUUUAAGAGCCUUGGAAAGAUAUUCAACUGUUUGGAAAGACCUUGGCUAUUAUGAUGUGCCUUUUAAAUAUAUAUUUACUGACGCAAGUGAUGCAAGCUUUUCGUUUUUAACAAGAGAAUCCAGCGCAUUAAUUCCAUAUAUACAAAAAGGUUGGUUAGAAUUUGCAUGUUUUAAUGGCAAUAGCUCUGAACCAAGUGAUAUUAAAUUUGGAUUAAGUAAACAAGAAACUAUUCCAUCAGAGUCAAGCAUAGUAUUGGUAUGCAAUUAUGUCUUAGAUUCGCUUUUGACGGAUGCAAUUGCUAUAAGCAAGGACAAGGUAAUUUCCAAAGCUACUGUUUCAGUGUAUUCUUCACAGGUUGAAGAAGAUUUAACACACCCGAGUAUUGCUGAUAGGAUGACUCUCUCAUGGUCUUGGAAAGAAAUAUUAGAUGAGGAUUUUUCACUCAAUUCAAUACAUUCAGAAAACAGAAUAUCUAAUACAUUUGACAAAGUUGAAAAAAUUCAAGAAACAGAAUACUUAACAGUAAAAGAAAAACUACUUAUCAAAUAUUUUCAAUUUGAUUAUUCUCUUUAUAAUGUGGUAAAAUCAUAUCUUGACCUUGACAGAGAAAUGUCUUUUGUGCUUCCUCUUGGAGCCAUAAAGAUGUUGAGACGUUUUUAUCAACAUUCUGCUGGGAAUAUUUGUGUUUUAAUAGGAGAUAAAGGGUAUCCUGAUGACACUGAAUUUAUUUCUAUCAAGCCUCCUCAUAUUGCUGUACAUGGAUGCAUGAGUUUUAUGGUGAAUUUGGAUGCAAUCAAAAAGUAUUUCUGCGACUUAGGUGGAAGUUAUCUUGCUACUAGAUAUAAAGAUACAUUUCAGAUUACUUGUAUUCUUGGAGGAAAAAAAUCUUUGUUUCCUAGAGUGGUUGCUUCGUUUAUUGAUAGCCAGGAAGAUCUGGCCCCAGAUAAUUUAUUAAAUAUUCAAAGAGGUUUUGAACAACUCAGUUCAAAUCCAAGUUCCCUUUCACAUGGUUUAAAACCAUAUUUAGGAGUUUUGAGAUAUAGUCUACACGAUCCAUUUAUUCUAUGGGUAUUACGUAAUGGAAUUCUUGCUAAUAUUGGGGAUCUUAAUAUUAGGCAAAGAGAGGAUAUUAUUCUUGAUUUACGUAGUGUAUAUCAAAAUAUUUAUCCAUUGGAAAUAAAUAUCGAUGUAUUUGAUCUUUUAGCACAAAUAUGCUUAAAGGGUGGGUUUGUAAAUGAUGCAAUCUUUUAUUAUAAUGAAAGCUUGCGUUGUUGUCCAGAAAUGAUACAUCCAUCAACUUAUGUAAACCUUGCAAAGUGUUAUCAAUCACAGAGGAAUUGGAAGAAGGCCUUCCAUUUUUGUAAUGAAGCAUUAAAAUUAGACCCUAAUUAUCCACCUGCGCUUGAAUUUAAUUCAGAAUAUCUCAAUUCAUCAAAAAGACUUAAUUACAUUAUUGUUGGUUGUUAUAGCUCAUGGAUAUUCACUGAUGUAAUUCCGACUAUCCAAUUUGAUGCAAUGUAUAAUUGUAUCGGUGUAAUACCGAGCAAAUCAACAAUAGAGAAUGCUAAAAAGGCAUUUGAUCAUCUGCAAGCCAUUUUUUCUUGCAAUCAAGAAAACGAGGUUUUUUCUAGUUCACCACCAAAGUUUUUUCUUGAAGAAAUUGCAGAGAAUUCUUCUCUCGCAGAUGCAAUUGCAGAUGUAUUUUAUGGCAACCCACAGAUUGAGGCAGUAGUUCUCGAUGUACCUCCUGACCUUCUUAAGCCUUGUAUGAGUGUUAUUUGGGAAUUUAACAAGCAUGUAAUGACUAGAUCCCCAACCGCAAGAGAUGUUGCAAGCGCUUCUGAAAUUCUUUCCACUAAGCCUCCUAGAUCACUUUGGUUUGAUUAUGCACCAUUCAAAUUUGAGACAGCAUUGUUACAAGUAUUUAAUAUAAUUAAACAGCAUGGCAGGCUUUAUGCAAUUAAUUGUAAAUAUGAUAUUCCUUCAGAAACUCCAAUUAAGUCAGAUGGAUACAAGAAUGACGAAUUGAUAGCGAGACUAAUUCACUCACUUUCCGCUAUUUAUAUUGCAAUUGAUGGCACUUUAGAUUGGGUUUUUUGCCCAUCUACUGACAAUGAUCAUGAUAAAAAAACAUUAUUUUGUGGAUGGAGUUCUCCAUUAUGGUCACAAGCUGAUCCAGGGAAAAAAAAUAGAACCCUUUCCGAAAAAAAUCCAAUGAAACCCUCAUCAAAAAAAAGUGAUGAAAUUCAUUGUACUAUUUCAACAGAAUUCGUAACAUGGGAUAAAACAUUCAUACAAUUUGAUUUUCAUUGUGAUAACUCUACAUUAAGUCUUAGAAAAGAAGGUCCGAUUUGGAUCCUUUUAAUUAGAACCUCUAAAGGAAGAUAUGAAUCUAAAAUUCAAUGUGUUGGAUUGCAGACAGCCAAUGAAAGAUUCAGAAAGUUGUGUAAAGACUAUAACCCUGAGCAUUACAAUAUUAAAGAUUCAAUUGGUUUCUCUGCAUGGUGGGAUGCCAUAAUAAAAUCUAAGCAGAGCCCAAUAUAUUUUUCCUAUCAGUAA
Messenger RNA from Cryptosporidium ubiquitum, 2871 nucleotides. RefSeq lists its product as uncharacterized. Bases 1 to 2871 code for a protein of 956 amino acids. NCBI's taxonomy places the organism in Eukaryota, Apicomplexa, Conoidasida, Eucoccidiorida, Cryptosporidiidae. The record is from RefSeq and is a predicted model, not a curated record. The transcript has a single exon. Gene Ontology annotation, molecular function: protein binding.